UCUACCUCCGGCACCACUUUAUAUGCGUACGGAAUGUAUUCAUCUAAUUAAUCUACCAUUGCACUACCCAUCCUUACAACAUCAUCACCUAUUCUAUUCCUAAUCUCAUCCCAACCAUGACGUCCCUCCUCAAACCCUUUCACCAGGGCACAUCAGCCAUCUGCACAAUACCCAGAACCAAAAUCCGCAUUAAUCCGCAUCAUGUCAGAAUGGCAAGCAGUACUGCAGUAACGAGAGACUAUGGAAAAAGAACGGCAAUUGUUACUGGAUCCGCGAGGGGAAUGUAGGAUUCGAAUUCCUACCAUUGUGAAAAUUAUCAAUGGGUUAACUUAAGUAAUAGAGGUAAAGCCAUCGCGAUUAGAUUAGCUGAAGAUGGUUUCGAUGUUUGCAUUAAUGAUAUUUCGGCAAAUCAAAAGGGUAUUGAUGAGGUUGGUUUCUCGGCUGGCGGAAUCUUCCUUUUUUUUUAUAAUAGGAGAAUAGGAGAGAAUAGUAUACUAAUAUGAUUAAAGACGGUGAAAGAGAUACAGAAUCUGGGACGAGCAUCAUACGGUCACGUAGCAGAUGUUUCUAAACGUGUCGAAGUGGAAGGUUUGGUCGAAGCGUCAGUUAGGAAUCUGGGGAGUUUGAAUGUCAUGGUUGCGAAUGCUGGGAUUGCGCAAGUCAAAUCACUUUUAUCGCUCUCUGAAGAUGAGGUUCGGAGAAUGUUCGAUGUGAAUGUUUUUGGUGUUUUCAAUUGUUAUAGCGCCGCUGCCAAACAAAUGAUUAAACAGGGUGGAGGUGGAAAGAUAAUAGGUGCUGCUAGGUAUGUUCAGCUGAAGAGGAAUCCCCGCGUGGUUUAUUGAUUAUUUUUAUAGUAUUGUUGCUUUUAAACCAUUUGCCAUGCUCUCACACUACAGUGCUUCGAAGUUCGCCGUAAGAGGCUUCACUCAAGCAUUUGCUACGGAAAUGGCAGAACAUCAGAUUACUGUUAAUGGUUAUGCACCUGGGAUAGUGGGGACAGCCAUGUGGGAUUUGAUAGAUGAGGAGCUUGGGAAGACAAAAGGUGUUGAGAAGGGAACGACUAUCAAGAAGUAUACUGAUGAACUUAUCUUGUUGGGAAGAACGAGUGUUCCUACAGACGUAUCGAAAUGUGUUAGUUAUUUGGCGAGUCCUGAUAGUGAUUAUAUGACGGGACAGACUUUGAUUAUUGAUGGUGGAAUCAUUAUGAAUUAAUACCUUUGUAGUAAUUAAUCUGCGCAUUGCUUGUUUUCUGGAAAAAUGAAUAAGUAUUUACCUUUGAUCA
Sclerotinia trifoliorum is the source of this 1282-nucleotide messenger RNA. The record is from the annotation of a GenBank genome assembly. Lineage: Eukaryota; Fungi; Ascomycota; Leotiomycetes; Helotiales; Sclerotiniaceae.